AUUGGAGGAAUAAUUAAUCAUCGAUCCAAUCAAACAACGCGUUAGAAGUGAAAUGCAGUUAAAAUAGUUUGUCUAGUGGCGGAGGAUGAGGAUUCUGAAAACAUGGAGCAGGUUUUAGAAGCUGUGAAACAGCUGAGUAUUAAUGAUCUCAGACAGCAGUUAUCGGAUAAUGGAGUAAACGUUGGUCCAAUUCUACCGAGCACAAAAUUAAUUUUUCAAAAGAAACUAGCAAGCAAACUUUAUGAAAAGCAACAUCCAGUAUCUGAUGCAGUAGAUGGGUAUACAGGUGAUAACCAGGUAUCUCAAACGAGUGGCGAUACUCAGGUUAGUCAGCAGAAUACAGAGAUUGGACAAGUAAAAGAAGAGUCUCCUGUUACAGAACCAGAGGUGUCAGUGUAUUAUGGAGUAUGCCCCCCUCUUGGAGUCUCACUGGAAGAAAAAGAAUGUCAAAGUUUAGUGUUCACUGACAAAAAAUUGGCGCUACAGUCUGUAAAGAAAUUUUCAGGAGCCAGGUUUAAAUGUUUUAAAAGCAAAGAGGAUGCAGAAAAGUUUUCAAAGUUGUCUCCCGAUGACAUUGCAUCACCAUGGAAACCGACUACGAAAAAUGGAAAUGGAGCAAUUGCAACUUUGAGUACUGGAGUCUCAGUGGAAAGCAGUCCAUUUAAAGGUCCAAAGCCACAAGAGCUAAGCAAACUAAGAAAGGCCAUAGAAGACGGUGACAUCACUACUGUAGAAUCAAUGGUGUGGGAGAACCCCCGAUUUCUGGUCAGUGGAGGAGACACACCUGUUAUUCUUCAGGAAGGACCUAGAUACAAUGCAUUGCAUGUAGCAGCCAGAAGCAACCAAGCAGGAAUUUGUCAGCUUCUCUUGGACACGUUAGAAGAUCCCAGCUUUAUUGACAAGUUGUAUGGCCAUACUAAUGAAACAGAGGGAACAAGAACCAACAGAAUUAACUUUAUUGUAGACCUUUACCUCAACACUCCAGAUAAAGCGGCUUGUGAAGUCCCAUUACAUUUUGCCUGUAAACAUGGAUUUGCGGAAGUUGUAGCAGUCUUGAUAUCUCAUCCCAAAAUAGACAAAUCUGUGAGAAAUAAAUUUAAUGAAACUCCAAGAGAGGUUAUAUGCAGUAGAGUAGAUAAGGCUACUGCUGCUCAAAGAGAAGAAAUUAAAGAGCUAAUGGAAGGUCAGUUUUUUGUCCCCUUGCUGCGGUCUGAAGACAACUCUUCUCAGCCCUUUAUUGGUAUCCCGUGGUCACCAGAAAAUUCCCGAAGCACGGUCAAUCUGCCCCCUCUGUCAUGGAGUCCCAAGGAUCCUCUGAUGGCCGUCAAGGCUUGUGCUGGGCCCAUGACUCCUUCUAAGGCAAAUUUGUUCCAUAAGAGAUGGAACACCCCUCCAUCUAACAGUCCAGAUUAUGCCAAGCGAAAGUUUUACUCAACAAAACGAGAAGACAGUGAAAAAGGUCUAGAGAGAAUCGGCAG
Saccostrea cuccullata (small rock oyster) is the source of this 1478-nucleotide messenger RNA. Its product is annotated as ankyrin repeat and LEM domain-containing protein 2-like. The transcript has 8 exons. The record is from RefSeq and is a predicted model, not a curated record. Lineage: Eukaryota; Metazoa; Mollusca; Bivalvia; Ostreida; Ostreidae. Gene Ontology annotation, biological process: negative regulation of phosphorylation. Gene Ontology annotation, molecular function: protein phosphatase 2A binding. Gene Ontology annotation, cellular component: endoplasmic reticulum. The annotation marks the transcript as partial.